GCAUUGAUCAAUCGGGAUACAUUCUAUGAAUUUCCUAUUGAAACGCAAAGAAUGCUAGCCGAUCUUCUGCCGUAUUAUGACAGGCAGAAGCAGUCUUGGCCUACCCAACCCUCCACAAAUGGAUAUGUGGAGGAUGGUCCACGAGCUCAAGCUAAGCUGGUUGCAACCAUGGAAGAUGAAUCCGUCUGGCUGCAUCCGUCGGCCCUGAGUAAUGAGUUUUUCACAAAAGCUCUUCAAGAUUACACUGAUCGACAAGCGCGAGGAGAGUUCGCUCCACGUUUACGCAAUCGGGCUGGACUCCGGGCGAAUGCUGUCGGUCGCGGUCGUUAUGGUACAACCAUAGUGAAUGCAGAUCUCAUAAGUGGAAAACAAACACUAAAACACACGAAUCCCACCGGAGCGCCAAAGUCGCCGACGACAACUACGUUGUUCAAAUGCUUCAAGGACAUCAAAGGACAUCACCGUGGAAAAUUACCCUUAACCUGUGGUGAACUACCAUCAGUCAGCGCUUACGCGGCACCAUGA
Molecule: messenger RNA, 525 nt
Organism: Echinostoma caproni
Lineage: Eukaryota; Metazoa; Platyhelminthes; Trematoda; Plagiorchiida; Echinostomatidae
Source: the annotation of a GenBank genome assembly